AUAAACACCUAUCUCUAUAUAUGAUCAAGAAACUUCUAGCCAUGAAAAACUUCUCCCCCAAAAAAGAGAACAGGUUCAGGUCCUCUGCAGCCAUGAGCCACCAUUUCCCUCCAGCCAUCAUCCGCGGCGCCUUCGAAAACGUGAGGCUGAGUGGCCGGAAUGUGGGUGCGUCGAUGAUAGCCGGUGGUGGGGAUGAUGAGGGCGGCGAGGCUCGGGGAAGCUGCAGCAUAAAUAUAUACAUAAAUAAUGAUGUGCAAGGCAUCAACAACUCUCUGUUGUUGGGCAGUGAUGUGAGAAUGGGGGACCCUGGAGUUAGCUUGUCUUUGGAAGGAUUGGAUUUGGAUAGAGGGAUUCGCCUUGUGACCAAGAAUAAGGCAACUGAUUCUACUACACGUUUGGUAUUAUUGCUUGCGUUUGGAACGCUCAUUCUCUCAAUCUUAGCUUAUUUUUUAGCUUGAUUAUGUCGUACAAAUGUUAUAAUGCCAAAUAUCUUAGUAUUAUUUGUUUUGUUUUAUAUGGUUAUUAUGAUGCAAAUGCCUCUGAAAAUUA
Molecule: messenger RNA, 549 nt
Organism: Salvia hispanica
Lineage: Eukaryota; Viridiplantae; Streptophyta; Magnoliopsida; Lamiales; Lamiaceae
Source: RefSeq, a predicted model, not a curated record